Molecule: messenger RNA, 5383 nt
Organism: Ornithorhynchus anatinus (platypus)
Lineage: Eukaryota; Metazoa; Chordata; Mammalia; Monotremata; Ornithorhynchidae
Gene: PRKG1
Product: protein kinase cGMP-dependent 1
Exons: 19
Coding region: 33-2102 (689 amino acids)
Biological process (GO): protein phosphorylation
Molecular function (GO): ATP binding; cGMP-dependent protein kinase activity
Source: RefSeq, a predicted model, not a curated record
GGAGCCCCCCCCGGGCGCUGCCCGGCCGGACGAUGGGCACCCUGCGCGAUCUGCAGUACGCGCUGCAGGAGAAGAUCGAGGAGCUGAGGCAGCGGGACGCGCUCAUCGACGAGCUGGAGCUGGAGCUCGACCAGAAGGACGAGUUGAUCCAGAAGCUGCAGAACGAGCUGGACAAGUACCGCUCGGUCAUCCGGCCCGCCACGCAGCAGCAGCAGCAGGCGCAGCAGCAGCAGGCGCAGCAGCAGCAGGGCGAGCCCAGGACCAAGCGGCAGGCCAUCUCCGCCGAGCCCACCGCUUUUGACCUCCAGGACCUCAGCCACGUCACCCUCCCCUUCUACCCCAAGAGCCCACAGUCCAAGGAUCUAAUAAAGGAAGCUAUCCUGGACAAUGACUUCAUGAAGAAUCUGGAACUGUCUCAGAUUCAGGAGAUUGUGGAUUGUAUGUAUCCAGUGGAAUAUGGCAAAGACAGUUGUAUCAUCCAAGAAGGAGAUGUUGGGUCACUGGUGUACGUCAUGGAAGAUGGAAAGGUUGAAGUCACGAAAGAGGGUGUGAAGCUGUGUACCAUGGGACCAGGAAAAGUCUUUGGAGAAUUGGCUAUUCUUUAUAACUGCACUCGGACAGCGACCGUCAAAACUCUUGUAAAUGUGAAACUUUGGGCCAUCGAUCGACAAUGUUUUCAAACGAUAAUGAUGAGGACAGGACUCAUCAAGCACACCGAGUAUAUGGAAUUUUUAAAAAGUGUUCCAACAUUCCAGAGCCUUCCUGAAGAGAUUCUCAGUAAGCUCGCUGACGUCCUUGAGGAGACACACUAUGAAAAUGGGGAGUACAUAAUCAGGCAAGGUGCUAGAGGUGAUACCUUUUUCAUUAUCAGCAAAGGAAAGGUAAAUGUCACUCGUGAAGAUUCACCAAGUGAAGAUCCAAUCUUUCUUCGCACUUUAGGAAAAGGAGAUUGGUUUGGAGAAAAAGCUCUUCAAGGGGAAGAUGUGAGAACGGCCAAUGUAAUUGCUGCAGAAGCGGUAACCUGCCUUGUGAUUGACAGAGACUCUUUCAAGCACUUAAUUGGAGGGUUGGACGAUGUUUCUAAUAAGGCUUAUGAGGAUGCAGAAGCUAAAGCAAAAUAUGAAGCUGAAGCUGCCUUCUUCGCCAACCUGAAACUUUCUGAUUUCAACAUCAUUGACACCCUUGGAGUUGGAGGUUUCGGACGAGUUGAACUGGUCCAGCUGAAAAGUGAAGAAUCCAAAACAUUUGCAAUGAAGAUUCUCAAGAAACGCCACAUAGUGGAUACAAGACAGCAAGAGCACAUCCGUUCUGAAAAGCAGAUAAUGCAAGGGGCUCACUCAGACUUCAUUGUGAGACUUUACCGAACCUUCAAGGACAGCAAAUAUUUGUAUAUGUUGAUGGAAGCAUGCCUGGGUGGAGAGCUUUGGACUAUUCUCAGGGAUAGAGGUUCAUUUGAAGAUUCUACAACUAGAUUUUAUACAGCGUGUGUGGUAGAAGCCUUUGCCUAUCUGCAUUCCAAAGGAAUCAUCUAUAGGGACCUCAAGCCAGAAAACCUGAUUCUAGAUCAUCGAGGUUAUGCCAAACUGGUUGAUUUUGGCUUUGCAAAGAAAAUAGGAUUUGGAAAGAAAACAUGGACUUUUUGUGGGACUCCUGAAUAUGUAGCCCCGGAGAUCAUCCUGAAUAAAGGUCAUGAUAUUUCAGCAGACUACUGGUCACUGGGAAUCUUAAUGUAUGAACUCCUGACUGGCAGCCCACCUUUCUCAGGCCCAGAUCCCAUGAAGACCUAUAACAUUAUACUGAGAGGAAUUGACAUGAUAGAAUUUCCAAAGAAGAUUGCAAAAAAUGCUGCUAAUUUAAUCAAAAAACUAUGCAGGGAUAAUCCAUCAGAAAGAUUAGGUAACUUGAAAAACGGCGUGAAAGACAUCCAAAAGCACAAAUGGUUUGAAGGCUUCAACUGGGAAGGCUUGAGAAAAGGCACCCUGACACCUCCAAUAAUACCCAGUGUUGCAUCUCCUACAGACACAAGCAAUUUUGACAGUUUCCCUGAGGACAACGACGAACCACCACCUGACGACAACUCGGGCUGGGAUAUAGACUUUUAAUGUAUUUCUCUUACCUGCUUCUGCCUUGCUGAAGACAGCUUUAUGGAGACAGAGCUGCCAGCAAACCUGAAGGAAUUGGGAAGGAUUAGUACUCGGGGUCACCAUGAUGCCUUGAUUGAUGCUGCUCCAGUAACUACAGUGGCAUUAGGACUUAUUGCUUAGAUGACUCUAGUGCUCUUUACAUGUUUUAUGUUUGAACUUAAAAUAGCAGUUGGCAUGGUGGUCCUGAAACAAAGCCUUUUCACCAGUAAAGAAAUAUGUUUUCUAUCACUGCAAUGACCUUGCUCUGCUCUAAUUUUAAUUUGAAAGAUUAACUAGUGUAAGAAACACUUAUGGUAAAUCCAGUAUAGCAGUUUGUACGCUGCAGGUAGAAUUACCAGUAGGAUCAAAUAAUAACGUAUUGGGUACCGUAGUUUUCUAUGGUACAGAAACCGGGCUACUCCCACUCUUCAAAGUGAGUGUGCAGGGUCUUUUACUUCAGGCCAGUGUAUAUAUCAAAGAGGACCACAACACUUUUGGUCAGAGCUCAUUUCAAACCAGUGCUAGAAGUGAUAUUAUUUUUUCCAGCAGUGUUCAUGACGAGACUGAAUGUUUCCUUUUAUUUCUGGCAGAUUUUUAAAACUAAAAUGAUAAAAGCACAACUGCUGAGAACUGUCCUGGCAGGCAUGUAUCCGUUCUUUCAGAGGACUGAAAAUGCAGUGCAUGUCUGUUUGUUCGUUUGUUUGGGUUUUUUUUUUCCCUUUUGGUACAAAUAUGUGAUUGGAUGAAAAUAGCUACUCAUAAAACCAUUUCACUAUUAAAAUUACAUCACGCUUAAAGAAUGGUCCUGGAAAUAGAUUAAUAGCAGCUAGUCGGUUUUGUUUAUUACCAAUAAACCCUCAAACUGAGGCAUAAAGUGAUUUUCAUUUUUUCUGGUCCCUAGGGGGAAUGAAAGAAGACCCAUUAAAAAACUCUAUAGGUGCUAUGAAUAUCUUUCAUUGUAAACGUCAGUGUUUGACCAGUCAACUCAAUUUUCAACCAUUUCAUGAGUAUGUAGCCAGAAAAGAAAUAGUUUCCACUGAGCCUAUUAAACCAAACCUUUGUAAGAAAUUACUUUUCCUUCCCACAAGCUUGUAGUCUAGGGGGAUUCAAAUAGGCCUUUGGAGCUUCUCUUUCAUCAAAUUCCAUACCUUGAUGUCCUGGACUGAACAGCAAGCUCCCUUUAAAGAUGAAGGCAUUCUCCAGUAUAAGGACUGAAAAAAUGCAGCUAUCCCAAAGCAUAGGAUGGAAUAGGCACCUGGCCUACCAUCUAAAAUGGUCUGAGUCCAUGACCAUCAGGAGAGGGACAGGGGAAGAAGGCAUGGGAUGAUUUGAUCCAAUAUAUUCACCUUAGGUCAUCAUAAAUUAUAACUGACCAAUCUAGACCUGUCAUCUCUAAACCUACCAACAAGGAAAGACUGGGGCAAAAGUUUUAAAACCAGACUUUGUUUUUCACAGGUCAAAAGAUAUUUCAGUUGAAUCCUUGGCUAAUUAACAUGAACCAUUUUUAUUCAAAAUUGUUCUCAGGCACAGCAUAGAAAGAGUCCUUUUGUAUGCCUCUUGUUUGAGAUACAGUGUUACACACUUAUGAAGUGGUAUAUAUAUUCUGAAUCCAGUAUUAUAGGAAGGAAAGUCCACUUGGGGAAAACCUACUUUAUGGAAGGCAUUCAGCUAAGUAUUUGGAUAUACUGUAUAAACUGUAUACCCAUCAAAAAUAAAAUGUAGCAAUGUAUUGUAGAACCUCUGUUGCAUAUUCAGGUCACAACCAUGAUUACAGAUUAUAUGGAGAACGAUAACAUUAAAAUAAGCUGUGGUAUGUCACAAACAGUGGAAUAAUUGGUUGUGUUGCAGACUGCUUUCAAAUUGUAAUGGCAUAUUUUUCUCAAGACAUCAUGGUCUCAUGAAAGGUAGAGGUAGAAAAGACAAAUGAGCUUAUUUAAAUGUAAUAGAAACAUCUUUGACCUUCUUAUUCAAACUGAAGGUACAUACUUUGAGGGUGUAAAAUCUGGAAAUAUGUUUAAGGGUUUUUUGUCUCCUUCCAGUGUCUAGAUUGGCCUGAACUCCAUGGAUGGAGUUCAAGAUCUCCACUCAACCACUACCCAUGAGAUAACUUGCCUAAUGUAGUAGAUUUGAAUGGUCCGGAUCAUACAAAGCCUUCUAAAGUCAACAAUUCUGGACACUGAUUCAAUUUUCUGAGAUUUCUCUAUUUCCUAUAUACCUGACAAUGUUAUCUGCAUUGUAAACUUAACAGAUGGGAUAAAAACAAAAAUAAAGCAUGCCAGUUUGCUGGAGAGAAAAAAAACACCAUUAGCAUUAAAGGUUUUUACUAAGUUUAAAUAAGAUGAUCUUCUCCCAGUCAAAUUCACUCCUCAUUAGUAAAUUGCAGGUUAUUGAUGGAAACCUAGACAGUACCCAGGUGUCCCGAGUUAUUGUAGCUAUUGACUAAAGGGGAAGCACCAAAAUGUUAUUUUCUAGCCCUUUCUAUGAUUUUCACUGGGCAAAUAUCCCAGGGCAGGCCCAAGGGAGCUAAGAAGUGCCCUUGAUGAAAGGAAAAGUACCCACCAAGUGACUAGGGCUCUCAAAACCCAAAACAGCUUUGAGGUUCUCUGGGACUACUCCAAGUGAUUCCAUUGGGUCUAGAACACGUAGGGAACCUGCUGCUGCCUUAAUUGGUUGGACGACGAGGAACCUGCUUCAAGCUGGACUUUCCCUGGUAGGCUCUGAUCAGUUCUCAGCCACAUCUUCAGGAUCGCCAAAGGACCUUGGGGAAGCCUUGUUUCCUCCAACCUUUGUGGAGUCAUUGGUAAAGCCCCCAGACCCAAUUCUCCCCCCAUCCCAACCAGAGAGGAGUUCUGGACUAAGAGGGACUGACCCUACUUAGUGUGGCAGUCUCUACCCUCAUGACAUGAUAUUGGUGUCAUGACACGGCCAGCAGCUUAAUCUUGGUGAUGACUAGGAUAAUGGCCACCCAGAGGUAGCUACAAUUUAGCUGAUAGGUGUGGGGCCUCAGCUUCUGUGUAAUGGCUAUUGGAAAAUGGUACAUUUACAAAUGAGGAAUGACUUAGGUCCUGGGAGCAUUGGACUUGUUAAGCUUAAGAUUUUAUGUACAUUUGUUAGAAUUUGAAAUAAAAUGAUUGCCUGAGAAAGGGCAUCUUGAUCUACUACCAAGCCAUCUUCAUUUUGCAGCAUUCACUGCAGAAGCAGUGUGGCUUAGUGGAAAGAGCAUGGUCCAGGGACUUAGAGAACCUGGCUCUAAUCUCAGC